UGAGUUGAGUGGCUACAGGGUCACAAUAUAAAGAGAUAGCAGAGGUUCAGUGCAACAGUGCUUCAGGUCUGAUUUGGCAUCCACCAAUCUGUCUGGGAAAUACUUUGAAUAUAGUUUGCCAUGGCUGUUGGGUGCAUUCUCAGAGUGUCUUGGUUUUGUUUGUUGCUGUUUGGUAGCAGUCUUCCUUUUCCAUCAAUGAAGGGUUACAGCUAUACCUCCAAGACUGACCAACCUGAAAUUGGGGGUGAUAGAGAUGACAAGCUACAAACUUCUCAUACUCUGAGGUUUGAGGCAUAUAGCCAAGCAAAAGGAUAUUCAGACCGAAGCAAAAAAGUCCCACUAGCUGCAGCUCCAAAGCAGGCACCGUUGAACCCCGAGGAAGGGCCGGGGAUCCAGGGAGGCAGAGCUGUGGAGUUUGGACAGAAGAAUGCUGAGAUGGAAGACCAGAAACUUGUAAAGCCAAUGACAUUCCCUCUAAACCCUCCCAACCAGCAUGAUGACUCUUUUGAGGAGAAGUGGGGCAGCACUAAGCCUCAGUUCCCUAAGCCUUCUACCAAACCAUCUUCAGAACUGGCAGGCUCUGACCUUAUCCCGUCUACUCCAUAUCUGUUGAUGGACGUUGGUGCAUUCAGUAGUGAUCCUACUUUGGAGUCGAAACAAGUGUCUAAAAGUGGCCGGUACUUUAAUCCUACCCAGAACCUCAACUUCCCGGCUGGUGAACGAGAGGGCUCCCAAAUCUAUGCGGACCAGCCAAGCAGUUUGUCCUAUGCUACCUACAGGACCGGAGGAGGGGAGCCGGUAUUCUCCAUUAAUUCAGGUAACAUCGCCCCGGCAGGUCCGACAGUCAGUGCACAGACUCUGCAGGCUGACGCAGUGUCUAGAACUGACGCUAAAGGGGGUUACUCUAGCUCUGCACUGUACCUCGAUGUCCAGGCUGGUUCCCAAAGCUACUCCCCUAACCUGGUCUAUGAGGAUGUUUUUCAGUACCCUGCUGCUGAAACUGCACAGCUUCCUUCAGAAGAGAGUGACCUCUCUGACUACAACUCUGUGAAUGUGGUCCAGCCCAGCACUUGGUCUUCUGCUCCCCACAUGACUAGAGAGGAGCCGGUAUUAAGUAACUGGGCCCAGGCCGCUCCGAGCAUUAGCGCACAGACUCUGGAGGCUGAAGCAGUACCUAGUACUGACACUAAAGGGGGUUACUCUAGCUCUUCAUUGCACCUUGACCUCCCAGCUGGUGUACAAGAAGGUUCACAAAGCUAUUCCCCUAACCUUGUCGAUGAGGACUUUUCUCAAUACCCUGCUGCUGAAACUGCACAGCUUUCUUCACCAGAUGAUGACCCCUACACCUAUGACUCUGUGAAUGCGGAACAGCCAAGCAGUUGGUCCUCUGAUUGUUACAUUACCAGAGAAGAGCCGGUACUCUGCAGUAAUGCAGGUAAAGUGGCCCCGACAGCGCAGACCAUUAGUGCACCGUCUCUGCAGGUUAAUGCAGUGUCUAGUACGGACACUAAAGGGGGUUACUCUAGCUCUUCACUGCACAUUGACCUCCCAGCUGGUGUACAAGAAGGUUCACAAAGCCAUUCCCCUAACCUUGUCGAUGAGGACUUUUCUCAAUACCCUGCUGCUGAAACUGCACAGCUUCCUUCACCAGAUGAUGACCCCUACACCUAUGACUCUGUGAAUGCGGAACAGCCAAGCAGUUGGUCCUCUGAUCGUUACAUUACCAGAGAAGAGCCGGUACUCUCCAGUAAUGCAGGUAAAGUGGCCCCGACAGCGCAGACCAUUAGUGCACCGUCUCUGCAGGUUAAUGCAGUGUCUAGUACGGACACUAAAGGGGGUUACUCUAGCUCUUCACUGCACAUUGACCUCCCAGCUGAUGUACAAGAAGAUUCACAAAGCUAUUCCCCUAACCUUGUCUAUGAGGAUGUUUUUCAAUACCCUGCUGCUGAAACUGCACAGCUUCCUUCAGAACAGAGUGACCUCUCCGACUACAACUCUGUGAAUGUGGUCCAGCCAAGCACUUGGUCUUCUGCUCCCUACAUGACUAGAGAAGAGGAGCCGGUUUACGUCAGUAAUUCAGGUGACUGGGCCCAGGCAGCGCCGACCAUUAGCGAACAGACUCUGGAGGCUGAAGCAGUACCUAGUACUGACACUAAAGGGGGUUACUCUAGCUCUUCAUUGCACCUCAACUUCCAAGCUGGUGUACAAGAAGGUUCACAAAGCUAUUCCCCUAACCUUGUCGAUGAGGCUGUUUAUCAAUACCCAGCUGCUGAAGCUGAACAGCUUUAUUCAGAGGGGGUUGACGCCUCCAAGUAUGACUCGAUGAACGCAGUCCAGCCAAGCACUUGGUCCUCGGCUUCCUACAUGACCAGAGAAGAGGAGCCGGUAUUCUCCAGUCAUACAGGUCACCGGGCCCAUGCUGCUCCUGUUGAAACCCCUGCCUACCCAAGCUAUGUGGCUGAUUUCGGCUUGGACUCGACUUCAAGUAAAGCCGCUGCACAACCAGUCCUCUUCAAGCCACCGAAGAAGGCUCCUCAGCUUCCCAGCUCCAAGUGGCUUCAGAGGCCAAAGAAGGUGCGGGACCAGACUGCAUCUACCUACAUUGUCCAAUCCAAGGGCUCAUACCGCCGAAGCCGCCAGAUGUUAUCCAAGAAGAAGUACUUCAGCGGUUUCCCUCCACCGCCCCCAUCCGUGCUUAUGGCUCUGAGACCGUAAGGGGUCAAUGGUGACCACUUGGCCUUCAAUCAAUUGUGAAUUUUUCCCACUUGCUUAUGGAUUUCUUCACUGACUAUACCUUCAGUAAUGCUUAACACUUUCAGCAUAAAAGCUUGUUCCCUGAAAAGAAUAAACUAAAUGUAACUAUUUAA
Messenger RNA from Gadus chalcogrammus (walleye pollock), 2867 nucleotides. RefSeq lists its product as uncharacterized. The coding region runs from base 121 to 2715 and encodes 864 amino acids. The transcript is spliced from 3 exons. The record is from RefSeq and is a predicted model, not a curated record. Lineage: Eukaryota; Metazoa; Chordata; Actinopteri; Gadiformes; Gadidae.